AUGCAACGCGACUUAGUAAUAAUCGCAGUGUUGUUUUUGUUUAUAAACACUGGCCAUGGCAAGAUCUGCCCCUCGAUCGAGAUCAAAAAUAAGCCCAGUGAGUUGGAGCAGUUGCGGAACUGCACCAUCAUCAUGGGCUAUCUCAGGAUCGUCCUUCUUGAUAGUGUGAAAGAGGAAAGUGCGUUCGAUAAUCAUACGUUUCCUGAGCUUACGGAAAUCGUGGACCAUUUGAUGCUCUACCGAAUUCCGCAUCUCACGUCCCUCAACAGGCUUUUUCCCAACUUGAGGAUCAUACGAGGAAGGAGAGUGUUCCGGGAUUACUCGCUUGUGAUCUUCAAGUUGAACCAUCUUGAGGAGGUGGGUUUGAAAAAUCUACAACACAUCGAAGGAGGGAUCAUGAUCGGGGGCUGCAAACAGUUGUGUUACGCCAAUACGGUGGACUGGAACGCUCUGGGGGCUUUCGCAUUCCAUUUCCAGGAACUACCAACGUGUAAAAGUGAACUCUGCCCGAAGAACUGCGUCGGACGCUGCUGGAAUAAGGAUACUUGUCAAAAGCCGUCGACCGGAUUCUGCGAAUUCUUCGAAGAUGAGGGCAAAUGCGUGAAAUCCUGCCCCAGGCACAAGGUUCAUAAUUACGACAUAAUGAAAUGUAUGACCAGAAAAGAAUGCGAGACGAUGCUGAACGGCACUUGGUGGGUCUUUAACGACACUUGCGUUGAGACUUGUCCCAUUUAUAACAACCGGGAUAAGAACGCCAAAGGGGGAUGUGUUUACGCGGGAAAGAAAUACAAGAAGGAGUGCAGAGGAGGUCUUAUCGAGAAAUUGGAUGUGUUGCAGGAGAUGAAAGACUGUACGCACAUAAAUACCUCUCUGGAGCUACGUAUAACUCAGGAUUAUUUGGUGCCCUACCUGGAGAAAUACCUCGGCAAUGUUGUCAGUAUUUCGGGAUAUUUGAACGUUUCCAGGUCCGGGAAUAUUAAAUCGUUGGAAUUUUUUAAAAAUCUUGAGCUUAUUAAAGGAGAGGAAUUGGCAAAUAACGUGUACGCGCUUUACGUGUUUCAAAAUAAAAACCUGGAGAAACUGUGGGACUUUGAUGAUAAUUUUAAUUUAACAAUAAGGCAUGGGUCCAUUCAGAUUCACGAUAACCGUUUUUUGUGCCCCUCUGAUAUAAUAAGACUGGAGGAGAUUGUCGGCGCUAAAACGGACAAUGACACUAUUAUUUUUCGCUAUUCAAAUGGCUACAACUCCGUUUGCAAUCAGAAGAACAUGACAGUUAAGAUUCUUGAGAAUAAUCCAACAAACGUAACACUCGCGUGGCAACGAGCCGACUCAACAACCGACAACGAAGUCACCAUCGGUUACACAAUAUACUACGUGCCGGUGUUGGAGGGCAAUAAUAUCACCGCGUUUGAAAAUAAGGACGAAUGCAGUGUGGACGGUUCUUAUGGCAUUUUCGUCCGCGAGAACAAAGUCCAACUUGUUUCGCUGCGUCCGUUUACGCGUUACGGCUACUACUUUAAAAUCUACACGACCAACCCUCAAGAAGCCAAAACCCCGGUUUAUUACUUUGUUACGGCGUCAACAGAGCCUCCUCCACCUAUCGAUUUCGACGCCGAGGCUGUAAGCGACACGAGUGUUGUCCUCAGCUGGAAACCCCCGUCUCUGUUCAACGGCCGUUUCUCGCACUACGAGUUGACAACUUUUGUUGAAGAAGAUUACGUUCCCUUGAUCCAACAGAGAAAUUAUUGCUACUUCCCACACGUCGAAAUUGAAAAACCCAAAGUCCCCAUAGUCCCGAAAGUUCCCAAACUCGCCGAGGACUUAACAAACACAACGAAUUGCACUUGCAGUAAAAAACCCUUCGCACAGUUUUUCACCGAAGAUGUGACUUGCACAAACGGCGGCCGGAUUGAUAGCUGCAUUAGGAGCAUUUCGCACCAACCACCGAGCUAUUUCUCCGGUAAACGAGACAUUGACAACGAAACUCAAGUCAAAUUAUUCAGUUCUAACGCCACGUCUUACGAGUUUAAGAAUUUGAGACACUACACCUUGUACGUGUUUUACUUGCGGGCGUGCAACGUUAGGGAAGACACGGGGGAGCUGCUCUGUGGCAGUUUGGUGAUGGUCACGGAACGAACGAGGAAGCGCAAGAGUGCGGAUGCGAUCAAGUCGGUCCGGGUGGCCACUGAGGAGAAAAACGCCCGGGUCAGGUGGUCCAAACCGGAGGAAUCCAACUCGAUUCUAGUCGCGUAUCAAGUGGAGUACAAACGAACCGACUCCGAAUAUUCCAAGCCAAAGUCCGAGUGUUUAACCGAAGGGUUAUUUAAUACUCUAGGCCAGGAGUAUAAUCUACUAGGGUUGAACCCGGCAAAGUAUGCCAUUCGGGUCCAAGCCAUUUCGUUGGCCGGUCCCGGGACUUUCAGCGAGUGGAGGUACUUCGAAAUCGUGGCGGAACCAAGCAGUGCGUACAAAAUCUACACUCCGAUUAUCGUUAUUUCGGUGAUUGUGUGCCUCCUGGGUGGGGGGUACUACUGGUACCGCAAACGGUACUUCAAGAUUGAGCGCAACCACCUCAUCACUAGUAUAAACCCGGACUACGUCGGCCCAAUUUACGUGGAGGACGAUUGGGAGAUCGACCGCAACGACAUUGAGAUUAUCCGAGAGUUGGGCAAAGGGUCCUUCGGGACUGUCUACGAAGGGCUGAUCAAGUCCAGGCAGUACCCUUGCGCCAUCAAAACCAUAAGCGAGAAAUCAUCAAUCUCCAGUAAAAUGGAAUUUUUGAAUGAAGGCUCCGUGAUGAAGUCGUUCAGUGAGACGCACCACGUUAUCAAACUCCUCGGGAUUGUGUCACGUGGCGACCGCCCUUUCGUCAUAAUGGAGCUGAUGGAGCGUGGAGAUUUAAAGUCGUACUUGAGGCGCUGCCGCGGCCCUUCACAGAACCUCACCACUAACGAAAUUUACCGCAUGGCCUCCGAAAUCGCCGACGGGAUGGCCUACCUCUCGGUGAAAAAGUUCGUUCAUCGAGACCUAGCCGCGCGUAAUUGCAUGGUGGCCGCUGACCGCACGGUGAAAAUCGGCGACUUCGGCAUGGCUCGCGACAUUUACGAGACUGAUUACUAUAGAAAAGGGACUGCAGGGCUGCUGCCCAUCCGCUGGAUGGCCCCCGAGAGCCUCGCCGACGGGGUUUUCACCACGGACUCGGACGUGUGGAGUUACGGGGUGGUGCUGUGGGAGAUGGCCACUCUGGCCGAGUUGCCGUACCAGGGGCUGGGGGCCGAGGAGGUUCUCCAGUUCGUGACCUCAGGGCGGACGCUGGACAUGCCGCCGCAGUGCUCGGAUCUCUUGCACAAGAUAAUGAGCGCGUGCUGGAAGUGGCGGCCUAACGACAGACCCACGUUUUUCAGUAUAGUGGACGAGUUGGUGAAUCAUGUGGGAGAGGAUUUCCGGCUGGUGGCGUUCUGCUUUAGCCGGCAGGGGACCGAGUUGCGCUUGAAUGCGGUGCCGAGGGUCUAUAAUCCCCCGGCGAUGAUGGGGACUACCAUGACUGGAGACGAGGGGUUUAGUCACUAUGACCGCUCGGAGGAGGAAGUCAAUUUGUAUAUGAACAAAUCAAACCGUCCAACGAAAUUUCUACCUUUCUCAAACCAAAGAAUGAAUAAGUCGUCGCCAUAUCAGUUAAGUCCAGGCUCACCGUCGUCGACAUCCUCCUUCAAUUCAUCCUAAAUGUUAAGUCUAUUAAAACUAAAUGUGAUAUGUGAUGUUAGUCACUAGGAUUAUUAUUUAAGUGUGUCCUGCCUUAGAGUGAGUGCGGAGAAUGAUUUUUAUUAAUUCCAGGGGAUCAAUGUUACCUAAGUUUAUUUAAGUGGAUAGUAUUUUGUAAA
Messenger RNA from Tribolium castaneum (red flour beetle), 3881 nucleotides. Its product is annotated as insulin-like receptor. Bases 1 to 3723 code for a protein of 1240 amino acids. Gene Ontology annotation, biological process: glucose homeostasis; cell surface receptor protein tyrosine kinase signaling pathway; protein phosphorylation. Gene Ontology annotation, cellular component: axon; insulin receptor complex; plasma membrane. The transcript has 4 exons. Gene Ontology annotation, molecular function: ATP binding; insulin receptor substrate binding; insulin receptor activity. The record is from RefSeq and is a predicted model, not a curated record. Lineage: Eukaryota; Metazoa; Arthropoda; Insecta; Coleoptera; Tenebrionidae.